CCGAAUAUCCUUUCCGCCGUCUUUAUCGCCGACUUGGUAGCAAUGGCUGAGGGUGAUAAACCAACCAGGCCUAACAAGGCUAAAAAAACAGGUCGACUUUACAACAAGGCUGUCUUCACAGGCUACAAGAGGGGUCUCAGGAAUCAGCAUGAGAACACGGCCCUAUUGAAGAUUGAGGGAGUCCUCACCAAGAAAGACACUGGUUUUUACCUUGGAAAAAAAUGUUGCUACGUUUACAAAGCUAAGAAUAAAACUGCCUGCCCUGGCCACGAUAAACCCAGCCACAUCAGAGUUAUUUGGGGCAAGGUGACCCGACCACAUGGUAACAGUGGUUCAGUCCGUGCCAAGUUCAAGAGGAACUUGCCAGCUAAGGCUAUGGGACGAAGGAUCAGAGUGAUGAUGUACCCAUCAAGAAUCUAAAGUGUAAAAAAAGCAUCAACUGUAAAUUAAUAAUAAAAAAAUGAGAUAACCAAAA
Lineus longissimus is the source of this 475-nucleotide messenger RNA. RefSeq names its product large ribosomal subunit protein eL33-like. The transcript is spliced from 4 exons. Gene Ontology annotation, molecular function: structural constituent of ribosome. The coding region runs from base 43 to 420 and encodes 125 amino acids. The record is from RefSeq and is a predicted model, not a curated record. Gene Ontology annotation, cellular component: cytosolic large ribosomal subunit; ribosome. Lineage: Eukaryota; Metazoa; Nemertea; Pilidiophora; Heteronemertea; Lineidae. Gene Ontology annotation, biological process: cytoplasmic translation; ribosomal large subunit biogenesis.